AGAUGCCUUCAGAUAUCCUGGAAGAAUACAGGAAAACUUCUAGAAAUCUUGCCAAAACAUCCAGCAACUUACGAAACCUCAAAUACGGCGACGGCACGCGAAUCUAUUCAGACGAAUGCAUUUCACAGAUAGAAGAGAUCGAAUGUUCUCCAUUCUACUGCUCAGCAAAUGAAAAACAGUUGCUAACAAAACACGACCAAGGAGACUGCAACAGCAUUAUUAGCCGAUGGUAAGUAUAGGUUAUACUUAUACUACGGGACGAAUUUAAAGUUUGCGGUUUGCCGCCAUUACAUGCUGAUGCGUUCGAAGUAAUUUUUUCCGUAUAAGUUUUUGACGCCUCUGAGACAAUUCCUUUCUUCCGUCUCAAAUCAGUUCAAUGAUUUGCCUAAAUGGCAGACAGUUAAUCAGAACAAGAGAUGGUUGUUUGCGUAUAUGUCAUGCACUAUUAAAACAUUCAAAUACCCUAGCCCUAUAGGCCUGAGUUAAAGUAAGUGGCGUAGCCAGCCCGACGAUUUGGUCCCGCUAUGCAAAUUUCAACUCAUCUUUCAUCAUUCAUUUCUUUAGAAAUUAAUUGUGUUGUAUAUAUACAUAGUUUAUAAACAUGGCAAUAUUUGCACAGCUGGACUGAAUCGUCGGGCUGGCUACGUUUGUAGUUGAAGAGUGCAGACAGCACGGCUAUCAGCUCAUAUUCGACUCGAGUUCGUAGAAUAACUGUUAAAUAAUGACCACAAUUUAAGAGAUGAUAUAUUGCUAACUUUUUGUAUGUUCCGUAUCAUCUAGUUCCGAGUAUACGUUUUAAUCAGUUAAUAAAAUUAGAUGAAAAAUAGUUACCCUUUGCGUACGGACGUAGGAGAAAACUUCUCUCGUUCAUAGCGAACAAGAAACGGGUAUAUAGUUGGUAACCGAUUAUUAUCCGUAUCGUUCAGUGUGCAUUAAAAAUACUAGGAGAGGGAAUGCAAAUUUAACACUACUCUACGUAAGAUUUUGACUUUUCGUUUUAGUAUUGACGAAAUAAUAAAAAAAGUCGCGGACGGACCGGUCAAGAGUGUGAUAGAAAAACUGAAAAGUGUAUUGCAAUCUAUCUGCAACAACUACCCGAAAACCUCUGCCCAGUUACAGCCAGAACCUCCAACUGUAACUUCCUCUGGAAACUGUCAUUUUGGUCAACCCAUUCUGUUGGCAGUCAUGAUUUAUUUCUUUAUCAAGAUCUAUGUGUGAACAAGAAUUCAGGGGCGCCCGAUGCAACGUGAAGCGGCAGGGGGGGAGGGGCUGUCAUUAAGAAAAUGGCUUGCUUACUUGUAGCCAAUGUAGUUGGACAAUUUCGACAUUGAUUGCAACAUUUGCAUCUUUAUUCAUUGUAAAAUGCAUUGUCAAACAAUAUGACAGUUUGUUAGUUGUUUAGGAAAGGCUUUCUUUUUUAAUUUUUUUCACGUUGGUAAAGUUUCUAAAAGGAAUUUUAUAUUCAGCUUUGAGCUAAAUUUCUUGAAAACACUUCUCAAUUUCAGUUCAUGUGAAUAACGCACGAAUUUCGAAGUGUAGUUUUUGUGAAAAGGCAAUCUAUUGCCCCCGCGAUGCCCCGCGCACUGCUUGGACAAUGGGGCAGCUGUCUUCGUGGCUUCGGGGCCCCUGAUCUUGUUAGUAAUUAUUUGUAUUGGUUUAUAUUAAUCUGUUUAUUGUGUUAGUAAUGACAGCUAGUUAAUUAAUUAAAUUAUAGCUUAUUAACAUUAACUUGGUAUAUAUAUAUACAAGGCUUAUAUUGUUUUAAUUUUUCCUUAUUACUAAUACUCAGUUUUUAAAGUUAUAUGUGUUUAAUGUUUAAUUUAUACAUUCUGUA
Molecule: messenger RNA, 1834 nt
Organism: Paramuricea clavata
Lineage: Eukaryota; Metazoa; Cnidaria; Anthozoa; Malacalcyonacea; Plexauridae
Source: the annotation of a GenBank genome assembly